CGUGCAGUGCAGUAACUUUCGCCUCCCCCCUGGUCCAGAUGAAACGACCUGUCAUUAUGACUCGCUCUCUUGUCUCGCUCCCUCUUGCAUUAUUUCACAGUCACGAACCCAUCUUAUCUGUCGUCCGUCGCUUCAUCCCACCCCUGACUAGGGCUGCAAGGACGGGGAACCGGUCUCGGAGACAGCUAUACUCUACUCUAGUUCAGCUAUCCACAAUCCACAUCUGUUAUGCAGUCAUUCUUAUAGUUAGUUUUCUUACCAUCCCCCCCCCCCCCUUCAACGAUCGGAAUCGGGAUCGCAAUGUUUACUGUUGGCGUGACGUCGACCUUGAUAGUGCCGAGGCUGCAAGAAACACAGUAAAAACUCAGCCAGGUUGUACCGCAGUAAGCAAGAAGGAAGAGGGCUGGCAAACCAAACCUAAGGUCUGAGGAUCCGAUGAGGAUUGUGUGGGUGUGGCUUGGAAAAUCGGACGACUA
Molecule: messenger RNA, 476 nt
Organism: Aspergillus japonicus CBS 114.51
Lineage: Eukaryota; Fungi; Ascomycota; Eurotiomycetes; Eurotiales; Aspergillaceae
Exons: 1
Coding region: 39-428 (129 amino acids)
Source: RefSeq, a predicted model, not a curated record